Molecule: messenger RNA, 2095 nt
Organism: Dendrobium catenatum
Lineage: Eukaryota; Viridiplantae; Streptophyta; Magnoliopsida; Asparagales; Orchidaceae
Product: CSC1-like protein At1g32090
Cellular component (GO): plasma membrane
Molecular function (GO): calcium-activated cation channel activity
Source: RefSeq, a predicted model, not a curated record
UUGAACAGCCUAAAGAUCUUUUUGCCAUUAACAAUCACAGCAAUCUUGGUUAUCGUUCCGGUUAAUGUAUCUGGUGGAACUUUACUGGAUCUCAAGAAAGAAAUAGUUUUCAGUAACAUUGAUAAGCUCUCAAUUUCAAAUGUCAGACCCGGAUCUGUGAGGUUCUGGGUUCACCUGUUCAUGACGUACUUGUUCACCAUAUGGACUUGCUUUAUGCUAUAUAGGGAGUAUGAUAAUGUAGCUUUUAUGCGAUUGCAUUUCCUAGCAUCACAGCAUCGCCGUGUUGAGCAAUUCACUGUAGUUGUCAGAAAUGUUCCCCGCUCUGGUAAUUCUAUUUCAGAGACAGUGGUCCACUUCUUUCAGAAAAACCACCCAGAUCACUAUCUUGGUCAUCAGGCCGUUUACAAUGCCAACAAAUUUGCCAAGCUUGUGAAGAAGAAGGAAAGGCUGCAAAAUUGGCUGGAUUAUAAUUAGCUCAAAUUUGAGAGAAACCCUGACAAAAGACCAACCAAAAAGGUUGGCUUUCUUGGCCUCUGUGGUGAGAGAUUGGAUUCAAUUGGCUAUUACAAGCAAAGGAUCUCUGAGGUUGAAAAAAGAAUGGAAUGUGAACGGCAAAGGAUUCUCAGAGACUCUAAAGCUGUUUUGCCUGUUGCUUUUGUGACAUUUGACUCAAGAUGGGGAGCUGCUGUUUGUGCACAGACCCAACAAAGCAGGAAUCCUACACAUUGGUUAACUGAUUGGGCACCUGAACCACGUGAUAUCUAUUGGAAAAAUUUGGCUAUACCAUUUGUUUCCCUUAGCAUUCGGAGGUUUCUAAUGUCGAUUUCAUUGUUUGCUCUGGUGUUCUUUUACAUGAUACCGAUUACUUUUGUUCAAUCCCUUGCAAACCUUGAAGGCCUUGAAAAGGUUGCUCCUUUUCUCACACCAGUUAUAGAAUUAAAGUUGACCAAAUCCUUCUUACAAGGAUUUCUUCCUGGUUUAGCAUUAAAAAUCUUCCUAUACAUUCUUCCAACAUUUCUGAUGUUAAUGUCAAAAGUUGAAGGCUAUUUAUCACUAUCAGCACUUGAAAGAAGGGCAGCUGCAAAAUAUUACUAUUUUAUGCUAGUAAAUGUAUUCUUGGGGAGCAUUGUGGCUGGAACAGCUUUUGAGCAACUUUAUUAUUUCCUUCACCAGCCGCCUGCCAGGAUUCCAAGAACAAUUGGAGUAUCAAUACCAAUGAAAGCUACAUUCUUUAUGACAUAUAUAAUGGUUGAUGGUUGGGCUGGCGUUGCUGCUGACAUUCUUAGAUUGAAGCCACUUGUGAUAUAUCAUUUGAAAAGUAUGUUCAUUGUGAAAACGGAUCGGGAUAGACAAAAGGCGAUGGACCCUGGCAGCAUUGGUCUUGCUAAGAAUCUUCCUACUAUGCAGCUCUAUUUUCUUCUUGGACUUUUAUAUGCUGUGGUUACUCCAAUACUUCUUCCUUUUGUAUUGAUAUUCUUCAUCUUCGCUUUCCUUGUUUAUAGACAUCAGAUCAUUAAUGUUUACAACCAAGAUUAUGAAAGUGCUGGUGCAUUCUGGCCUCAUGUACACAGUCGCAUUAUUGCCAGCUUGUUGAUAUCCCAUUUACUACUACUUGGUCUUCUGAGUACAAAGAAAGCUGCAUAUUCUACUCCUUUGCUUCUAGUUCUACCUUUGUUCACUUUAUGGUUUCACAAAUACUGCAAAAGUCGAUUCGAAUCUGCUUUCCAAAAAUACCCACUCGAGGAAGCAAUGGAGAAGGACGCAAUGGAGAAAGCUUCCGAACCUGACCUUAAUCUCAAGGCCUAUUUAGCUGAUGCAUAUCUUCACCCCAUACUCCAAAUAACUGUUGGGGAUGGGGAAAUGGAGGAGGUAAGGGUAGACAAGAACCGAACCUGUGUGUGCUCACAGCAAUGAACUGAAACCAGUCUCCCAUUUUCACCUUAUGUAAUGCAACCAUGAUUGGGAGUCUUGAUUAUUUCUUCAUUGUUAGUUGUUAGAUUCACAGCUUGUUAUACAGUCUACCAGUUCUUACCAACACAGUAGAUUUUCUUAAAUGUCAUUGAAUAUGUUUGUUAACUUCAUUAAACUGAUUGAA